CCGAGACGGAGGAACAACUCGCCACUGGUAAACAAACUGAAAAAAAAUAUUAUGUUAAUUUUAGUUUAAUUUGUUAAUAUAAAUGUGUUUAUAACAUAAAUGUUGUUGCGUUGAAGUGCUCAUUAACCAGCAGCUGUUCAGUAUGAUGAGAAGACAUGGAAAGUUGAAAAUCCUUACAGGACUUCUUAUCCCAGUUUGUGUCAUCUAUUUUAUGAUGACAUGGCUGGUAGAAGGUGGUUACUUUGAAGUAAAGAUGCCGCUUAAUGAUGGAAAGUUGUGCAAUGCCAGUCUUGGACCAACGGUGAAAGAUGACAUAGAGAAGAUCAAAACAUACUCAUUUCCCGAGGCAGAGAAAUACCUAGAAGAGUUGUUUCCACCGUCACUGCCUGAUGAGACAAAUCUUCCAAAGAUGCCGGUGUUUGUGACGGCAGCCUCCGCUAGUCAUUAUACAGAAGUGAUGGAACUAGUCUACAAUAUAUCUGCUGUCAUAGACAAAUACAAGGAAACUAAACUCAUUGUUUAUGAUUUGGGAUUUUAUACAUCACAAAAGAAAGAGAUUGAGAGAGUGUGCAAGUGUGAAGUGAAGACAUUUCCCUAUACGGAUCUACCCCAGCAUAUGAAACUGAUGAAAGGCUAUGCCUGGAAACCUGUUGUUAUACAGCUUGCAGCGAGAGACCACCCCUUUGUGAUAUGGAUGGAUGCUUCAGUACGAUUCACAACCACAGAUCUUGAUGCUCACUUUGAAAGAGCUCGAAAUCUUGGGGUUAUGGCAGCAAAAGGAUUUGCCCCAAUCGCCAUGAGAACACACCCGAAGACAUUCCUUUCACUCGGCGAAGAAGCUUGUACAUUUAAGGCAACAAAUGAAUUUGAAGCAACCUUUAUUCUUAUAUUUGGUAACAAAUUUGUUUCAGAAUUUUUCCUGAAACCAUGGGUGUCCUGUGCUUUGUCAUUUGGAUGUGUGGUUCCAGAUUACAACACUAACAGGUAUAUAAACUGUGAUAGAAGCAAGGAACAAGUCUACUUUGAUUGUCAUCGAUUUGAUCAGUCAGUAUUAAGUAUUUUACUAUAUAGAUUAUAUCAUAAAAAUAUAAUGCACCAUAGAAUGGAUCACACAUUUUUCAGGUUCUGUAAGGGGGCAGAUGAACAAUGGUAUCUUCCUCAAUUUAUCAAUGAACUUAUGAUCAAAUACCAGGAAGUGUGCUUUUAAUUUAGAAUGAUAUGUCACUUGAGUUCAUGAUUAUUAUGUCUCCCACCAUACAAUGGUGCGGGAGACAUAUUGAUUUACUCCUGUCUGUCUGUCUGUCUGUCACUCUGUCACAAAGCUUGUCCGCACUCUAAGUUCAACAUUUCUCAUCCUAUCUUCACCAAAAUUGAACAAAACGUGUUUGCCAAUAAGACCUCGGCCAAAUUCGAUAACUAGGCAAAUCGGCCCAAGCAUUUCAGAAUUACAGCCCUUGAAACUUGUUUUUGAUAAUCAAAGCACUCAAAGUCUGAUAAGGCAGUUGAGGUCUUGGUGCAUGGUUGACUUGUAUACUACUAUUCAGAUGAUUAGGCAGUUGUGGGAGACAUGCGCUUUCCUCAAAAGCAUCUCUAGUAAAACUUGAGUUUUGGAAGCAGUCUGAAAAUUCCAGCAUGUGAUUGAUUGAUUCUGACCUAAGUCUGAAAAUUCCAGCAUGUGAUUGGUUGAUUCUGGCCGAAGUCUUCAAAUUGGCAAUCUUGUAUUCUUAGACUGGUCUCCAAACUCUGGGGUAAGGGGUAGGGAUUGGCAUUUAACCAUGGAGUUUGAAUUGUAGUAAUGAACAGACUGAUUAUAAGAUGUUUAAGCUAAUUGGCAAGGGCACAAAAUCAGAUUAUUAUUGAAUCUUUGCUAUAUUCAUUCCAUUGACCUUAACACAGUUACAUGAUUACUGAUAAAACAUGGUAGUUGCUCAUUGGCAGAGUCUAAAAACACAUGUUGACAAGUGCAAAAAAUCCUCAGGCAUGACUUCACAAAGGCAUGAAAUAACCAUGACACCAUAUUAGUAACAACAUUAUAGUAGAUUUUCUACUUGAAUUUUACUUUUUUGCUUGUUACCCAUGAUGUAGUUGUUUAUAUUAUUAGCCUGAUAGUUGUUAUAUGUAAUGAUAAAACAGUUGUUGCUGUAUACAUUUGGUUAAUAUGAGGAUUUAUCAACAAGGAAAAAUUGAUACCAAUCUCAGACUACGUCCCCCAUUUGGUAGACUGGCUCCCGUCCCUAUGUUUGUUCUACAUAUAUAUGUUUAUUCAUUAAGAGGGAAGUAACUCCAGCAGGUUGUUUCUUCAUUGACUUUUUUUAUUGCCCCUGGCUCCGAACAUGUAUGGUUCAGCCAUCAGAUAAAAUGUGCUAUUUUAGAGGCUAAAGAUUUUCUUAUUUUGCUUGCAGUAUUUAUAAAUAUAAAAAAAUAAUCAUGCAGCCAGGGAGCCAGGCUACCCAUUCGGUAUCUUUUGCCAGGUUGAUAAAUCCUGAUAUUGACCUCUUUAGAAAGCAGUAAUUGUAUAAUGCCUGAACAAGACUAUUUUAUAUUGUGGUAGGCAUGUAAAUGUAAGUGAAAUGAGGUUGUUGUUUUUAGCACACCUGAACAAUUGUGAUCAGGCUGUGUCCGACGUUUGUCAUGCGUGCAUCAGUCCGUCAGUCGCCAACAAUUUUGUUUAAAAGACAUCUCUAAAACCACUGAAAGGAUUUUGAUGGAACUUGGCAUGGAUGUUCCUUUGAUAGUCCUCUAUCGAAGUUGUUCCGCUUGGUUGCAUAUAGGGGCCGCCAGAGCUAAAAAUAGAAAAAAAAUUCAAACAACAUCUCCUCCUAAACUGAUGGUCCAAUUUUGAAAUAAUUUCACACAAAUGGUCCUUCUGUUGCCCUCUACCAAGAUUUUCAAAUUGAAUCAAUUUGUCAAAAAACUUUUCCCUUUAUAUAUAUAGUAGAAACUUAGAAAAUCUUCUUAUAUAAAACUAUUAACCCAAUUAUAAAAUAAUUUUCACACAAAUUGUCCUUGUGUGACCUUCUACAAAUAGUGUACAAAUUUUUCUGAUUCGUCAAAAAACAUGGCUGCCAGAAGGCGUCACUUUUCAUCAACAAUUUCUUUAAACAACCUCUUCUUCAAAACCACCAAAUGGAUUUUGAUUAAACUUUACACAAAUGAUCUCUGGGUAGCACUCUUUCAAAAUUGUUCAAAAUGUUCCGGUUCAUUGAACAUGUGGAUGUGUCUUUUUGGUUAGCAAUAGGUUUUCAGAUAUCAGACUUCAAAAAUCCUUUUCUCUAUAGCUUUGAUAUUUGGCAUGUGAUAUAAGUGUUUGGCUCUCUACCAUACUUGUCCAGAAUAUUGCCCUAAGGUCAAAAAAAUGGCAACGCCCCUGUGUCUGACAUGUACUUACUAUAGGCUUUUAUUUAAGAAACUUUGAAAAUCUACUUCUUUGUCUGAAUCAGUAAUAGCUAGAGUCUUUAUUAUUUUGCAUGUGAUAUCAGAUUUGUAAUGUCUACCAUAAUUGUUCAAAUUAUUGCCCUAGGUUAAAAUGUGUAUGAUAUGUAUAUAAUAUAGGCUAACAUAGAAGAAUUCUAACUCUAUACUUAUACAAACACACUUGAAGCCUUGUACACAGGUGAGCGCUUUAGGGUCAAUUACCCUCUUGUUUUACCUUUACAUAUUUGAGCUAGUCUCAAAACUACAAAAUAUUUAUAAAAUGAAACAAAUUUUGAAGUUUUGUUAGUAUUUGCUUUCAACUGUAGUUUCCAUGGAAACAUUAUAUUUAAUUGUUUUCUUUAUUUUAACUUUUGUUAAUAAUCCUGCUUGUAACUAAACCUGACUGCUUUCAGUUACAAAAAGUUAUUGAUAUUUAGUCUAACUUUGUUCGAUUGAACUUCAUGGGCUUGUGGAAACUUGUUUUAGAGAUUGGUAGAAUGUGACAGCUGCAACCUACAACUAUAAAAUAUUUUAAGUAUAUAUUUAUAUUAUUAUUAUCUUUAAAUAUAAAACAAAAAUGCAUUGACAAUCACACAGCAUCUUCACAGAAGUAUUUUAGAUACCUUUCAAUUCAUUGUUAGCUCAACUAUUCAAAUAGGUAGAGCUAUUGAACAUUCCCAACUGUUGACAUUCCAAUUUGGUUAAGUUUUUGUAUGUAAGUUGGUAUCUUGGUACCCGCUGACGAAAAUUGAUUGAAAUUUCACACAUUUAUUCACUGUGAUGAGUUGAUAUGCAUUGUACAGGUUCCAUAACUCUUGUUUUACCUUUUUACAAAAUUGUGCCCCUUUUUGGAGUACUAUAUUUAUACAAUUGAAAAACACAGCUGUUGAAUAGUGGAGAGUUGAUGUCCUCAGACAGUUCUUGUUACUUCUGUACUUAUAAGUACCUAGUCAUAAGGUAGCCAGUAUUAACAUGUAGGUAUGAAGUGUUCAUCAUUGUUAUCUGUUAGUUGUUCAUCCAACUACUUAUUUGUUGUAGUUUUCAUGAUUACAAAAUUAUAUGACAGCUCCUGUUUAUAAGUAUAUUAAAUUAAGACCAACAUUUUUUAAAACUUUUCAUCUGUUAUAAUAAUUUUAUUCACUCCUUAGUCAUUCUUUUCAUGGGAUUUUUUAUAGUUGAUUAGAAGGUAGAUUUUAGUUUCAUCUUAGCUUAGUAUACAUGAAGCAUAAUGCACUGGCCUUCUUCAGUUUGAUUUAUUUUAUUUCAAGUUUCAUUAUUUUGCUGUCUGUCACAAGGAACAUCAAUGCAUUGUUUCAUAAUUUUCACAUGUUUGACGUCACAGGAGUGAAAUAAAGCCGUUACAUAAAUUUGAUAAUACACUAGCUUUGAUCUCAACAUCGUUUAAAGUAUCGGAGACGUUGAUCUAACUGAUUUGUUUAUUAUAGUUAAAGAAAGUAGAUUUUUUAAAUUUUUGGCUGGAAAAGCUAACAUGUGAUAAAAAGAAUAUUACAUUUGUGACUUUACACAUUGAAUUUAUUAAACUUGUUUAAUAAAUUCGGUAUGAAAAGACACUCUUGUAAUAUCCUCUAUUUAAAAAAGCAUCAGUAUUAUCUGCAUAAGCUGUUUGUCACUGGAAUGUAUGGAGUGUGCUCACACUUAUAGCAUGGUAGAUUUCUUUGUUUCUAUAUUUAUAUGUACCUUAACCUUUACCUGCUAAAUUUCUAAAAUGGACUUGUCCAUCAUUCAGUUAGGGCAGUACCACUUAUUAUUCAUAGGGGUGUUUACUGAAAAUUUAUUGACUGAAUAGCGAACAGUGCAGACCAUGAUCAGCUUGCAGAUUGAUCUUGGUCUGCACUGGUCGGAAAGGCAGAAUCACUUGCCACCAGCAGUCUAAAGGUUAAAAGUGUCAGUACUACUUGCAUAAGCUGGAAAUCAUGUAGAAUACUCAUACUUACAGCUUGGUAGAUUUUCAAUCCAGGUAAAUAAAUUAGGUCAUGAUCAUAGCUUUACAAAUUGAAGACCAUAGAAAUAAUAAAAUGCUCAAUAGGUGUAUUACACAUUGUUUAUACAAAUGGAUUCUGUGAAAUCAUUAAUAUUCGUGGGGGACUAAUUUUCGUGGUUGAGUCAAUCCACGAAAUUUAAUUCCAACGAACAAGUAAAAUUCUCAUUCAUUUUAUGUUUAGAAGGUGAAAUCCACAAAUUCAUAUCCCCACGAAAUUGCCAUUUUGACCAAAACCAAAAAAUUUCAUGCCCACAAAAUUAAAUGAUUUUACAGUAGUGGGCCACAGAAGUGUCCUAAUAAUCUAGAACAGUAAAUGCAUUUUAUAUUUGGUCAUGAGGAAGUAUGUAUAACUAAUACUGUAGAAUUUCAAAAGGUUGCAGUGAUAAAGUAUGGGACAAGGGUUGAUCAUAUUUUUCUGUAUCAUUAGAGUAGGUCAUCCUCAAGUAUUUAUAUGCCAUGUUCCUAUUAUAUUUAUGGAUUAGUUUGAAAACUGAACACAAAUACAGAGUUUUGCCAAGGAAAAGGGCAGACCAAAACAUAGACUAUUGAAAAUGCAGUAUGAGGCUUUCAUUUUCAUAACAACAUUAUGCCUCUGUAUAAAGGAUAAAAAAAUAAUCAUGAGGAUGUUGAUUUGUAAAUGUGUAGUGAAAGGAGAUGAAAUGUAAUAUUGUUGUACAUGUACAUUGGGUAUGUUUGACAAGUACCUCUGAAUAAUAAUAUUUUUGAUAAUAUGUAACGACAUAUUUAUUACAUGUUUUCUUAGAUGAUUAUUGAAAUGUAACAGCAGGUUAUUGAAAUAAAACAGCAGAUUAUUGAAAUAUAACAGCAGGUUAUUGAAAUAAAACAGCAGGUUAUUGAAAUAUAACAGCAGGUUAUUGAAAUGUAACAGCAGGUUAUUGAAAAUAAAACAGCAGGUUAGUGAAAUAUAACAGCAGGUUAGUGAAAUAUAACAGCAAAUUAUUGUUUUAGUGAAAUAUAACAGCAGGUUAGUGAAAUAUAACAGCAGAUUAUUGAAAUAUAACAGCAGAUUAUUGAAAUAUAACAGCAGGUUAUUGAAAAUAAAACAGCAGGUUAGUGAAAUAUAACAGCAGGUUAGUGAAAUAUAACAGCAGAUUAUUGAAAUAUAACAGCAGGUUAGCGAAAUAUAACAGCAGGUUAGUGAAAUAUAACAGCAAAUUAUUGUUUUAGUGAAAUAUAACAGCAGGUUAGUGAAAUAUAACAGCAGAUUAUUGAAAUAUAACAGCAGGUUAUUGAAAAUAAAACAGCAGAUUAUUGAAAUAUAACAGCAGGUUAUUGAAAAUAAAACAGCAGGUUAGUGAAAUAUAACAGCAGGUUAGUGAAAUAUAACAGCAGAUUAUUGAAAUCUAACAGCAGGUUAUUGAAAUGUAACAGCAGGUUUUUGAAAUAUAACAGCAGGUUAUUAAAAUAUAACAGCAGGUUAUUAGCAGGUUAUUGAAAUAUAACAGCCUGUUAUUGAAAUAAAACAGCAGAUUAUUGAAAUAUAACUGUGGAUUAUUGAAAUACAGCUGUGAAAUACAUUUAGUAAUUUCACAGCCAAAAUAAGAAAUAUAUAUUUCAGUCAUGUGUAAACAGCAGUGAAAACAGAAGAAACAAACUGUUAAAAACAAUCAGAAUUGUACUUCAAUAACAGCUAAGAUGUAUUUAAGAUUUGACAAAAGCGUGAGUUAUCACUGUAAUUUCGUUAGCCCAUCUAUUCAGAGAAUAAGUUUGUCCUGGUAUUGGCAUGGCUGCUGUAUUCAGGUUGAAGGCUUAUGGCAUGUUUCUCAGUUUCACUGUUAUCUUCUUAUCUACUGCCCUUAUACUCUAGUAUCUCGUAAGAGUAGGCCUUGGCACGGGGCAGACAUCUGUAAGUUAAGUUUCAGGUAUCAUAAAGGUCAAGGUCACUGAGGUUAAAUAUUGUAAGAGUGCUGGUUAAAGUUUAUGACAACCUUCUCAAUUUCUCUAUAUCAUCUUAACUACUGUCCCAGUUAUCAUCAAACUUCACCUAAGGAUUAAUUUUAGUAAGGGGGUAGACAUGUUUUAGUUUAUUUCCCUGCCUCCAAACCCACCCUUUCAAGUUUGUUCUUGUAUAUUUUAUACAACUUUCACACAUCUCAUAUCCGUUCUUGUUAGACUUCAUAACCCCCACACACUGCUUCUUGCUCCCCUCCAAACCCCAGCUUCCAGUUUGUUUCACCUUUCUCACAAUAUCAUAUGUUAUUUUGUUUCUUGGGUUCUCUCAUUUCUCUGCGCCUACAACCCACAUCGCAUUACAUCCCACUUUAAAAAAGACUGUCACACUUGUUUAUAUCUUAUUAUAAUAGCUUGGCAAACAUUUUCAAGUAGCCUAGCUGUUCUUUUGGGAGCUCUUGGGGUUUAUUUUUUUUAUUUUAAGUGUUAUAAAAUUAAUGUGUAAGUGUGAUUUUUUGUUAUCUCUUUACAUAUAAGAUUUGAACUAUGAUAUAUUUUAGACAUGUCCAACAUUACCAAAGAAUUGUGUAUAUUUAUAGUUAUGAAACUUUAUUAAUCUUUUCUACAUUUGUUGAUAGUUUAAGUUAAAUGUAUCUUUCGUUAAGUUAAUUUCUUGUUUCUUUUAUAUACUUUCUAACGAAUUCCUGUUGUAAUAGAACAAUUCUAUAUAUGUGUAAUUGUAUAUUGAAAAUUGUAAUAAUUUUACCCCCUGAACAACGAAGUUGUAUGAAGGGUAUACUGGUUUCAGGCAGUCCGUCUGUCUGUAGACACAAUCUUGUGGGCACCAUCUCUCCUCAUCCCCUUGACACAAUUUAAUGAAACUUCACACAAGUGGUCAGUAACAUCAGUAGUUGUGCAUGGUGCAUGUUAGGUUCCUUCGGAUAAAAAUUGCAGAGUUAGGGGACUUUGUUUUUUGUUACUAUACUAUAUACAUACAGUCUGCAUAUGCAAUCUUGUGGGUGCUAAAUCUCCUGAAUCCAUGCACAUAAUUUAAUGAAACUUCACACAAGUGAUCAGUAGUAACCCUAGUUGUGCAUGGUGCAUGUUAGGUUCUUUCAGAAAAAAAUUCUGCACAGACGUGGGACUUCGUUUUUUGUUAAUAUACUAUAUACAUACAGUCUGCAUAUGCAAUCUUGUGUGCGCCUAAUCUCCUGAACCCUUGCACACAAUUUAAUGAAACUUCACACAAGUGAUCAGUACCAACCCUAGUUAUACAUGGUGCAUGUUAUGUUCUUUAAGAUACAUAUUCUGCAGAGUUAAUGGGACUUUGAUUUUUGUUACUAUACUAUACAUAGAGUCUAUAUACAUACAGUCCACAUAAUUAUGCAAUCUUAUGUGCGUCAGAUUGCAAUGUACAGUGUCAGUGCGUGAUGGGGGUACAUUCAUCACCUUCUGUGAUAGCUGUAGUUUUAGUUGGCUUCAGUUAUAAAUUAUUACAUGUUUUUAAACAGUUUACCCAUUAUAUGAGAAAACCCCUGUAUUAGUGACACAGUAUAGUUAUUGCAUAAUAAAUAGUUUCAAAUACUGGAAAAUCAUUAUUUUUCUUAUGUUUAUGCAGAAACUAGAAACUAGUAUAUUGUAAUGCAGGUAUCUAAUGCAGAUCAAAUUCUGCCAUAUUUUACAAAUAACAUUUUAUUUGUGUUGUCAUGGCAACUGAAAUUCCAAAGCACCCAUGCAGAAUUCAGUGGUGUAUAGCUAAAAGGCCCAUGAUGAAACCAAUAAUACAAGGCUAAGUUAUUUUUCAAUAAAAUCAAUUUAAACUGUUUCUGAAUAUUCAAAUGUAUGAUGUUUAGUUAGUGAUAGACAUAAUUUACCGCAUAAAUGACAUGAAAAAUACAGAUCUUGCACAACAACUGGUAUUGCUUUCAUGAUGUUCUUAACAUCACAUCUCUAAAUGCCUAUGGUGACCUACUUAAAAGUAUUGCAAGUCUUGAAAUAGCAAAGAUAAUUUCUUCAUAUUUUCAUACUUGAAAGUUAGAUGAAUGUUCUUCAUGAACAUUUUGUUAUCACAAAUUUUGAUUUUUUUGUCACUGAUACAUGUAAUGGCCCAUAUCUAUGCAUGCUAACACUUAACUGAGAUAUAAACUAAUACCCUGAAAUCUCUUUAUAUAUGCCAUGACUUAGUAGGGAUUUGGCGAUUUAUUUUCAAGGUGCCUCAUUUUUAAGCCGUAAUCAUUUUCAAAUACUUUUUCCAAUAAGGAAACAACACAAGUACUUUUUAUGCCCCCGAAGGUAGGCAUAUAGUUUUUGAACCGUCUGUCGGUCCGUCGGCCUGUCGGUCUGUCAGUCUGUCCGCAAUUUUCGUGUCCGGUCCAUAUCUUUGUCAUCGAUGGAUGGAUUUUCAAAUAACUUGGCAUGAAUGUGUACCACAGUAAGACGACGUGUCGCGCUCAAGACCCAGGUCCGUAGCUCAAAGGUCAAGGUCACACUUAGACAUUAAAGGAUAGUGCAUUGAUGGGCGUGUCCGGUCCAUAUCUUUGUCAUCGAUGGAUGGAUUUUCAAAUAACUUGGCAUAAAUGUGUACCACAGUAAGACGACUUGUCGUGCGCAAGACCCAGGUCCGUAGCUCAAAGGUCAAGGUCACACUUAGACAUUAAAGGAUAGUGCAUUGAUGGGCGUGUUCGGUCCAUAUCUUUGUCAUCGAUGAAUGGAUUUUCAAAUAAAUUGGCAUGAAUGUGUACCACAGUAAGACGACGUGUCGCGCACAAGACCCAGGUCCGUAGCUCAAAGGUCAUGGUCACACUUAGACGUUAAAGGUCAUUUUUCAUGAUAGUGCAUUGAUGGGCGUGUCCGGUCCAUAUCUUUGUCAUUCAUGCAUGGAUUUUAAAAUAACUACGCAUGAAUGUGUGACACAGUAAGACGACGUGUCGCGCGCAAGACCCAGCUCCGUAGGUCAAAGGUCCUAAACUCUAACAUCGGCCAUAACUAUUCAUUCAAAGUGCCAUCGGGGGCAUGUGUCAUCCUAUGGAGACAGCUCUUGUUUAUUCAGUUUAUUCAAGAGUCUGCCUGACUGUGAGGCCAUCCUAACUGGCAUGACUCAGUACAUCACAAAUAGCUGUAUGAACUGUUAAACCAUCUUCAUAUUGUGAGCAAGCACACUCUAUCUCUUUACUCUGUUCAACAUUUUUGGUCUUUCAAGCUUUGGUAAUAAUUGAACAAAGAUAAACUAUCAUCAAAUGAAUAUUUAAUUCAAUCUGUGCGACCAAUUAUUGUCAGUGGAAUUAGGUAUCAAUACCUGAUUUGUUGAUAUUGUCAAAUAAGGUAACAAAUUUUGCCUCAAGUGAAACAAUACACGACUAAUAGACGUUAUGUUCCACAUUUUUAUAAGAGCACAUGUUCAAAAUUUGGUUGAAUUGCAAUACAUAGAAAUUGGCAAAGUUAUAGUUUUUAUUGUCGAGCCCGCUUGCGGUGAGCUCGAUACAGUCGCAACUUUUGGCGGUUCAGUGAAUGUGCGAGCGUCCGAUUUUGUCCGGACCAUAACUUUGACAUGCAUGCACCAAUCUUGUUUAUAUUUGGCAUGAAUGUUUACCUCAAUGAGAAGGCAUGUCAUGCGCAAACCCCAUGUUCCCAUCUCAAAGGUCAAGGUCACUGAGGUCAAAGGUCAAAUUGAAGUUUGUCCAGGGCAUUUCUUCUUCAUGCAUGGUGGGAUUUUGAUGUAACUUGGCAUGAAUGUUCACCAUUAUGAGACGGAGUGUCAUGCGCAAGAACCAGAUCUAAGGUCAAGGUCACACUUGACAGCCGGCGGGCUCGACAUUCUGCCCGUUGGCAUACUUGUUUAUAUAUAAAGGUUAUUCUUCAGGAUUUUCUUUUAUUUCAGUAGAUAUCGCAUCAGCAGUAAACAACAGGAAAACAGGGUGAGAGUUUUGAAAUAAGCUUACUACUCGAGCUUCAGUGCUGAUACUUGUAAUAUUGUAUAACAAUAGGACAAUAAAAUAUUGUUUAAAAUCACAAAAUAUUAUGGCUGGCUAAUUUUAGAGAAAAUUAUUUUUUUGCAUUAUAUUUUGUGUAUUUUGUAAACAUUGCAAUUUUUUUUUCUAUUCCUGUGUGAUUCUAAUUUCAGUUUUUUACCUUAGAAUUAAUCUCUUAUACAUACACAAGUAGAUUUUAAAUAGACUUAUCUUCACGAAUGUAAUCACUGUCAUACCCUUGCAUGAUCGUAAAAGGCGAAUAGUAUGGUCUGAACACUUGGUUUUGCUGUAUCUCUAUGAUUCAAGCAGGAAUAAAGGUUUUGAGUCAGUAUGAGAUGUAAAUGAGAUGUGAAAUCAAAACAUUUAGUCCUGUUUGGCGCCAUGUAACCUAUACUCUGCUGGUGCGCCGUAAAACCCAAAUCAAAAUCAAAUUGUGACAGACAAAAGACGGACAAACUGAUAGACAGCACAAAAUUGAUGUAAUACCUUCUCAUAUAAGGGGAUAAUCCUUUCUCAAGUUUUUGCACAAAUGUCAUUUAUCAGGAUAACGUAGAUUCUAGCAUAAAACUGCUGUUCUUUUCACUUUCCGGGGGUGUUUUAACUGGAGAGAAAAUGUUUGAUAACAUAGAGAUUCUCGCGCUCACGUACGGUUAUAACACCAUUUUAUAUAUCCACGUUCCGUGGCAAAGCGUAAAGGUACUACGGCCCCAAAACGGAUAAUUCAAAUGGAUAUGAAAUUCCAAAAAGCACCAAUGCAGAAUUCAGAAACACGUGAGAAUUAGUUGGUUUUAUGAUAAUCGAACAGCGUUUGUAGGCCUAUUGCUUUACUCGAGGUAAACUUCCUUAAUAAUAAAUAUUGGUAAAGACAACGGAAAACAUGCCGCCGCGGCCCGGUUCCAUUCCCGACGCGAGUAUCUUUUUUCUUGAUUUGGCAUUUUUAAGAUAGUUUAGAAACAAAAACUCAUAUUCUAAUGUUCGUAAUAUGACCCAGCUUCAGUUUUAAUGAAAUAUCUUGAGGUCAGUGAGUUUAAUAAGCACAUUUAAGGCUUGUUGUAACAAAACUAUUGAUUUUUCUAUAAUUUUGAUGGUUUUACUGUAGGAGAUUUUGUUUUAGGCUAUGUCAUAAAUACUGGUCAGAUAUGAAUCACAUGAAAUACGCAGUUGUCUUCAAUCACAUAAAUUGCAUGGCUUUUUGGAGUAGUCACGAGAGCGGUCCAAGGCACGAUAAAUGCUACUUGUUAAAAUGAUUACAUUGAAAACUAUAUAUGAAGUAAAAUCUUAUGAAAUAAAUUUGUAGGUAAACA
Messenger RNA from Mercenaria mercenaria, 12599 nucleotides. RefSeq lists its product as uncharacterized. The transcript is spliced from 7 exons. NCBI's taxonomy places the organism in Eukaryota, Metazoa, Mollusca, Bivalvia, Venerida, Veneridae. The record is from RefSeq and is a predicted model, not a curated record. Bases 143 to 1207 code for a protein of 354 amino acids.